This is a messenger RNA of Rhipicephalus sanguineus (brown dog tick), 3813 nucleotides long. Its product is annotated as multidrug resistance protein MdtG. Bases 196 to 1863 code for a protein of 555 amino acids. The transcript has 6 exons. NCBI's taxonomy places the organism in Eukaryota, Metazoa, Arthropoda, Arachnida, Ixodida, Ixodidae. Gene Ontology annotation, molecular function: transmembrane transporter activity. The record is from RefSeq and is a predicted model, not a curated record. Gene Ontology annotation, cellular component: membrane. Gene Ontology annotation, biological process: transmembrane transport.
CCCGUUUCCGCUCAUAUAGGAUAGGACGCGCUGCCAGAUGCGCGGUCGCAUCCUGGCGCGUGGAAGAACGAUCGCACAUAGCGAGAGAGGAAAAGAUCGCAACGCAUUCACGUACGCACGCCGAGGCAACCGACUAUAGACACUUCAAAAUACAGCCUCUGUUGUUUUACCGAAGAAGCCAGCGGUAUUGGCGAUAUGCCCGGCCGCAACGAGCCAAGUUUUCAGCGUCUUAGCGAGGAACCAAUCAGAACGAUCCGACCACCUAUUCUAGAGAUGAGUGCCCAAGUCGAUGCGGAUACUACGGCCGAAACGCCCGACGACUACAGCCCCAGUUCGAUCGACCAUCACCAACCCUCGUCUCUCGUGGACUGCGCCGCCGAGGACACUGUCGGACCGGAGAGUAACAAGUCCGUCGACGACGUCGACUUCAAGAGCGCAAGAUGCUGGCGUCGCGCUCUCGACGCCUUACUGGUCGCCAGGCUCGAGAUAUACCUGGCGCUCUACCUGGUGGCGCGUAGGAUGAGCACCACCGUCAUCCAGGACUUGCUCAUUCAAAAGUCGUGCCUCUACAAGCUCGCCCUGAACGCCAGCGUCUGCUCGCACCUGGACGACUUCGUGGACGUCAAAGAUGAGGCCGAACAGUAUGCGAGCACGACGAGCAUGAUGCGCGCCGUCGUCCUCCUGGCGCCUUCGGCUGUCAUGGCCAUCUUCGUCGGGCCCUGGUGCGACAAGUACGGAUACCGGACGCCGCUGGUGAGCGCCAUGCUGGGAUUCAUGGCCAGCACGCUGGUCGACAUCUUCACUGUGUACCACAUGGCGGCGCCGCUGUACGUGAACAUUAUCUCCAUGGUUCCGGACGGCCUGUGCGGAGGACCCAUCAGCAUCUUCACGGCCAUUUGCAGCACGGCGACUCUGUCGACCAGGGAGGACCGUAGGCGCAUCAGGUUCUUCGCCAUCAGCAUAGCCAUGUCGCUGGCCGGUCCUCUGGGCAGCUACAUCGGUGGCCAGGUGUACGGCCGCUACGGCUGGAAGCCCGUGCUCUUCGCUUCUCUGGCGCUCGAGUCGUUCGCGCUCGUUUGGACCUUCGCGACCAUCAGGAGCCUCGCCAAGCCUGAACACGCAAAAGACGGGUUGUCGCUCAGGUUGAAGAACUUCGUCCAGCUGAAGAACUUGACCGAGAGCUUCAAGAACGCGAUGAAGGUCCGGCCUAACAAGGGAAGGGUGCAGCUCUGGUGUCUUCUAGGGGCCACCUGCUGCGUCAUAUUUGACCUGUCAUCCUCGGGAAUUGCGUACUUCUACGUGCGCAAGAUGUACUCCUGGACAGUGUCCUACUACUCAACGGUGCAGUCCGUGUCGACUGUGGUUGGCGUGGCCCUGAACGUGCCCAUCGUCUUCCUCUUCGUCAAGGUCCUCAAGAUCAGCGACCCCGCCAUGGCGGUCGUCGGCUCGUGCUUCGCGGCUGCGCAGAUGCUCAUACUGGGACUCGCCUUCGAAGAAUGGCUGUACUAUCUGCAAUGUCUUGUGGGACUUCCCACGUUCCUUGGCCAGGUAGGCGUGAGGACCCACCUCUCCAAGCUCGUGGCGCCUGAUGAAGUCGGCAAGGUGUUCUCGUUGAUGGCCUCAUUCGAAUCUGUGGUGCCCAUUGUUGGCGAGGUGCUGCUCACUACCAUAUUUAACAAGUCCAUUGGGUUUUUACCAGGAAUGCCUUACCUGGUGGCUGCUGCAAUAACAUGCAUAGCCGUUGGCCUCACUUCGUACGUCACCAGAGUGCAUCGGCACAGCAUAAAGUACGAGGACAUGUCCAAGUCGGAGAUAUCCUCGGGGCCCAUCAAUGACCGAGGCAACGGCCGGCCUGCACACUGACAAACAACUCCAGAGAGACACACGAAAGUGCUUGGCAGCCACUAGCAUUACGUGUACGUACAAGCUGUUACAGAGUUUGCUGCCUUCUUCUGGCAAAUAUUUCAGUGAUGGCCUCCCUAUGAAUUAACACAGUAGGUACAUCACUGCCAUCGACUCAUUCGACAGGUACGUGUUCCUGCCUUGUGGAGACAGUUAUCUCAUUUCUUUACAACGGCAUUUACGCUUGCAAGCCAUGAUUUCCAAGUACUGUGAAAUCUGCCUGAAGGCUUUGGGCUUGUCGAGUGUACUUUACGUUCUUGAGUUGACUCUACAGCUUAUGAAAGCUUUGUACAUUAAUAUGCAUGUAUUAGUUCUAUAACACACAGUCUACAUAGAAUCUUUCAACUCCUUAUAACUUAUAGCACAUAUUGACAGUAUAUGGCUAUAAACAUGGCUGUGCAUUAUGUUUUUUCCACAAUUUUGUUUUAAUGUGAUGUUACAGAGAUUUUGUCAGAGGGUAUUGUGCAGACAGAUGUAGGGAUUAAAAGGGAAAAGAACUAGUGAAACGACUAUGUAUGCACAGAGUGCAUAACUCUAACAGACAUAACAGACACAUUACUGUACAUGCAUGUGAUCAAAGGAGUGUGAAUAUUUAUUUUAUCACCAGAGCACAAAUGAAUGGAAAAGGCCAAGAGGCUUAUGCCUGCUGAUGAAGUACACACAUGGUCCUUUGCUCAGUUAGAACUAAGUUUCUUCUAUAUUCCUCCUACAGCGAGAUUUGGGCAAUGCUGUAGUUUGGAGCUUUUGCACAGAUCGAGGAGUUAACAUUAACUGCACAUGAUUAUUAGCAUUGUUGCUCGUCAGUAACAAAACAGAGAAAGAGGGUAAAAUAAGGAGAACAACCUGUUUCACUGAGCACAAACUGUGUUUUUUUUUAUUUCAUUCCGAAGGUAUGCACAAAAGCCUAGGCGCAAAAAUUUUCUAUAAAAGUAGACAACUCCAGUUGGAAGUCAGCACUUUGCCCAGCCCAUGUUCUCUCCUUUUGCCUCACCUUUUGCAAUGCCCGGACAGAGAUACAAAGUUAUGACUCACUCAUCAAUAUGCUAUUUGUUUUUAUGUUGUUAUUUGUACAUUUUCUACUGUGAACAUGAUUAGACACCUGCUGUGAUAUUGUCAGGGACCAACCGUUUAUACAGUGCAAUGUUUAUACAAGCAAAAGCACCUGGCCAUUAGCGCUCUCCCAUGCUUUUCAGGGCAUAUACUGUUGAUGUAUUCUGAAAUUAGUGAAUUUAUUAAUGAAUAAUGAUUCUAUUGUAUUUGAUGUCGAUUGGAAACUUUGAAGUUACCACAUUUCCAGCAAACAAUGAAUUUUAUUUCACUGUUGCAACCAGCACACAGCGAUUACAACCAGCAAUGCAAUGAUGAAAAGUCCUUCCGGUCCCUUCAAUUGCAAAGAAAUUAUGAAGUUACAGAAUUGUGAAAGCAUUUGUAAUACCAAGCUCUCAUCAAGCAGAACUUUUAUUUUAACCAAUUUGCCUACAAACCACAUCUUACCACAUUUUUUAUAUUUUAUCAUCCUAGUCACAUGAUAUUUUACCACUUGGUAUUUCGAUACCAAUAUUAUGGUAAGUGGAAAAAACGAAAGGAACAGCUAUUUCAGGCCCUUAUUGUACUUAAUAUUUAUUUUGCUUUUUCAUUUAUUACCCAAGUGCACAAAGUAUUCAUGAAUAUUGUCUGUAUUUAAUUUUAAUGUUCCGUCACUCUCACAUACUCUCACGGUCGCUUAUGGCACAAUUUCCGUGCCAUUGCGUAUGUUUGCUCUCUAUACCAUGUCUGUGAAGCUUGUUUUCAUUCAUACAAUGUGUAUAUGAUGCCUCAUCUGUAUCUUUUUACCUUCCAACCUCUUUUACGAGAUGGAUCCUGUGUAACAAUGUAAAAAAAAAUAUGCUAAUAAAGGUGAAUCUGAUCAAG